Molecule: messenger RNA, 4134 nt
Organism: Amphiprion ocellaris (clown anemonefish)
Lineage: Eukaryota; Metazoa; Chordata; Actinopteri; Pomacentridae
Gene: slc25a29
Product: solute carrier family 25 member 29
Exons: 4
Coding region: 421-1347 (308 amino acids)
Biological process (GO): mitochondrial L-ornithine transmembrane transport
Cellular component (GO): mitochondrion
Molecular function (GO): high-affinity L-arginine transmembrane transporter activity
Source: RefSeq, a predicted model, not a curated record
CCGUGACGCCAGCAGCUCUCCACAGAAUUAGCAAACGUCCACGAUAGAGGCGGCGGAAAGGCACCGACUGUAAACACCGCGCCAGUACACGGAGGGUGUGUAGGUCAGCUGGAGAGAGUCACCGGGACACAGAAAAAGCUAAACAACCAACAAAGAGCGAAUAAAUCCGUCAGAAAGGAAAACCGUAGAGCGGAAUGCUUUAGCAGCUAGCCGGUGGUAGCACACAUAUAAGCUAACGGAAAGUGACAACUAGUCUGUUAGCUUAAACAGCUAGAGACUAUUACUGUCCGCUGACCCACGAAAUAAACGGGUUUUGAGGAAAACUACGUUCAAAAGAGCCUGGUGUUAGAUAAUAACGUUAGAUAAUUAAAUAAUAUUCUUUUCAAAAGUCCCUCAGCUCGGUGACGGUAAAGAGUGGUGAUGGACUUCGUUGCAGGAUGCAUCGGAGGUGCUGCUGGAGUCUUGGUUGGACACCCGUUUGACACAGUAAAGGUGCGACUGCAGGUUCAGAGUGUGGAUAAACCUCUGUACCGUGGGACCUUUCACUGCUUCCAGUCCAUCAUACGACAGGAGUCGGUGUUUGGUUUGUAUAAAGGUAUUGGAUCCCCCAUGAUGGGCCUUACGUUCAUCAAUGCCAUAGUGUUUGGUGUCCAGGGAAACACCAUGCGGCUGCUGGCACAUGACACUCCCAUGAACCAGUUCCUGGCUGGUGCAGCAGCUGGUGCCAUCCAGUGUGUCAUCUGCUGCCCCAUGGAGCUGGCAAAAACCCGGAUGCAGAUGCAGGGCACAGGAGAGAAGAAGUCUUCUAGGAAGUUGUAUAAGAACUCCCUGGACUGCCUGGCACGCAUCUACAACCGUGAGGGUCUGCGGGGUGUAAACAGAGGCAUGGUUACUACGCUGAUCCGCGAGACGCCUGGCUUCGGAGUGUAUUUCCUGUCUUAUGAUGUGCUGACGCGGAGCCUUGGCUGCGAGCCCGACGACCGCUACAUGAUCCCCAAACUGCUGUUUGCCGGAGGCAUGGCCGGUAUCGCCUCCUGGCUCUCCACCUAUCCCGUAGACGUGAUCAAGUCGCGCCUCCAAGCAGACGGAGUGGGUGGAGUGAAUCAGUACAGCAGCAUUGCUGACUGUGUGCGGCAGAGCGUCCGGAGGGAGGGCUACAUGGUGUUCACACGAGGCCUCACCUCCACGCUGCUACGGGCCUUCCCUGUGAAUGCAGCUACGUUCGCGACCGUCACCCUGGUCCUCAUGUAUGCCCGCGGGGUGGAGGAGGGGCCCAAAGACUGCGAGCCAGCACAGCCGAGCCACCACCCCCAGAUACAGCAGCAGGCCCAGCCCUCCAGCCUGUGACGGCACCGAGGCCUCACCAGACUGGGCACGUUACAAGAGCGUGGAGAGACAAAUAUACUUUUAUUACUGUCUGACUCAGCUUCCCAUCAGACCAGCCAUUCCCAGCUUCGAGUCAGAUCAUACCUGGUUUAUAUAAGCACUUGUUUUUACUUUCAUUUAAAAAAGAAAAAAGGAGUAAAAACAUAUUUAUUUUUAGCAGUGAUUUAAGUUUGUUUGCUCCUGAAGAUGCAGACUUUUGAAAGGGAUUACUUAGCCUCUAAUGAGAUGGAGAUUUGUGAUGGAUUUUAACAGUAGCUUUUAUUCUUAGGGAGAUUUGGUGGAAGAUCUAGACAUGUAACUGAGCCACAUUGCUGCUGGUGUGGCUGAUUAGAGCGUACAGAGUCGGCACUGGAAACUAUUACAUAUAUCUUGAAACAUGCAGUGUUUAACUGCAUCUGUAUAUACAAACAGAUUAUAUGCUUUUUGUUUUUUCUUUGUUUUUAACGUAUAUUUGCAAACCUUUUUCCUGCCUUAUAAUACAGCAUUUAUUUUGUUUAAGGACGCACGUUUGUACCUGAACUGUAUCCUCUGAAGAGUCGAGCAAGAACCAAUGUAGCAUGUGAUAAGUGCGCACAACUUAUCACUCCUGUCUGCUUACAAACCAAAAACCGUUGCAGCUAUAAUCUGAUCAUCACUGAAGCACUCUUACUUGUCAGUUUCUGCUGUCGACAGAACCCAAGUGGUCUGAAGGGCUCUUCGGGGGUUGAAUGAAAAGUGUCUGUGUGAGUCAGGACUUGCGGAUAGCGUUUUGUUUUUUGUCUUGUUCGGCGUGUCGUGUUCUACCAAAUGUGAAGUUUUAUUACUGCUGUAUUGAAGGCCGAGUCCAGAAGUGUAACAUGCGGCGCUGUCAGUGUCCCACCAUUUUAUCUUAUUUUUGUAUGUUUGUGUCAUGCAUUUAAAAAAAAAAAAAAAAAAAAACAUCCCUGUGUGGCAGUUGUCCUGUCAGUACGUACUGCAGCUGUCCUCACAAAGUACGUACAGUUACAUGCAGUAUGCAAACAAUUUGGACAUACCGCUCGGUCAUAAUAAUGCGCCUUAAGCUUUGACUAUCUUUGCUCAUGUAUCAACCUGUGGAGCGAAAUGAGCUGUUGUCUGUCUUGAGCUUGUUUUUACGUUGUGGUAUAUUUCCCGCUGCGCAGAGAAUCAUAGUUCAGAACGACCUGAAAAGCAUGUUGACUUGCAAACUGCAAAAUGGAUCUGGCUCUAUGUUUUUGACAUGGUAAAUCCUUUUUUGACCGACUAUACAAUAAUAAUAAUUGUAUGGUACAAUGAGUAUUGGAACGCAAAUAAUAUUGUGACUCUGUAUGUGAUAUUGAGUCAUGAAUGCAUGUUCGGAGCACCUUUUGAAAGCUCUACAGAAAAAAAGGGAAGCAGCAACCCGGUAUUUUGAUUCACUCUGUGCAUAUUUAACAUGUUAAUAUGUUAUUGUGGACAGCCUGUUCCCCAUAGGGAGCCACUGAAAGAUGAUUUAUUGCAGUUGGAGAUAAUCUCUGAAGUGCAUUCUGUUUGGAAAGAUACCUUAUUUUUACUCAUAGUACCUUGAGAAAAUGCAAAGUAAUUUAAACAAAGCUGUUAUGUGUUAAAAACGAUCAGCAUUUGGAUGGUUGAAGAGUCCUGAAAUAUUUGUUAAAUGGUACAAAAUACAACCUCUGACUAGCUGAUUGCACAAGCUUUGUUACAGAUUUUUGUUUGCAUUUUGUGUGCCUGCUGUGUAAUUUGAAGGUCACGUUCUCCUCAGCUUGACUAUAUUUAUGUGCAAGAACAGCUGGUAUACUGUACCUACUCUGGACUGGGGUUCUCAUUAGAUUUAUUUAUUCAGUUACUAUCGUAGCUCAGUGGCGUAAAAGUAUUGUGAAUGAGCAUCUGCUUCUUGCGUGUGAGCUCAGUUUCAGAAGAUUUCUUGUUUGUAUUUAAGCCUGAAUGUUGCUGUAAAGAAAUAAUCAGAUUUCCCGUCAUUGAGCACUGGAUCGUGAGCACAAUAGAUGAUCUGCUCCCCUGAAGGCUUCUCAGAGCUCCGUCUGAAGCCGUAAAAACUGUAAUAAAUCAAAGCACUGCUGUCAUUUUGUGUGUGAUAUAUGAAAUGCUGCUGGAAAGCGGGAAGUCACAGCUGCACUAAAACCGGAAGUUUGUUGAAUGUAACGCACCUGCACAGGUGUUCUGUCCAAAACUCAAGAGUCGAAGGACAAAAUGAUUUCUGGGGGUUCUGUUUACAUUUCAGUUUUUUGAAAUGUUUAGUGCUGCUGGGAAACGUGGAAAAUCUCCAGGUCGUGCUGCUGUAUAAUCGUGGGUGAAGAGGGUAAACGAAAGUGUUGAAAAGUGCAAAAGCGUGAUCGUUCAAAAAUAAAUACCACCUCUUAAACGGCGACUGUUAUAUCCAGCUGUGAACUAGAUCACAUCUGAAACCCAUCGGACAGCGAAUAUUUACCCCAGCUGACGUGAAAGAUGCAAUAUGUACAGGAUGUAACUGUAAUAACGUGAGAUUGUUUUGAAGUGAUCGGUAAAGUAUACUGUAUAUUUAUAGAUCUACAUAUCAUCUAUUUUUCAUUCUAAAGUAUUUAUGUAGUGACUUUCCAUGAAUGUCUGAGUUUGAGCAGUUUUUAAAGUCUCUUUCUUUGGAUCAGUUUGCGUUCGCUGUUGUACUGAAGAGAUUUUAACUGAGACAUGAUAUUUUUGUGUCAUGCAGAGCCUAUUUGUCUAGAUUUGUCACUAAAGAUCUGUACAAAUGGGUUAAUAAAAGCAAUUCAAGCA